CUAACAAUUACGUACCAGAGAAUUGGGAGGCAUGAAGUUCACCGACUCACCCGUGAUAGAGCUCCCGGUUCGAACCGCCGUCCUUUCCCUCCAACAGGACAACGGCUCCCUCCACGUCGGCACCUCCGUCUGGCCCUGUUCCCUGGUCCUCGUCAAAUUCGCCGAGCGCUGGGCCCCACCCGGCCCCGAUGCCCAAAACCCCUACGCCAACCUCCUCGACUUCCACGGCAAGCGAGCCGUGGAGCUCGGCGUCGGCUGCGGAGCCGCCAGCAUGGGCCUUUAUCUGCUCGGCUUGACCGACCUCGUCCUUACCGAUUUUCCCGCGGUCAUGUCCGCACUGAAGCACAACCUCAAGCGCAACAAGCCCGUCCUGGGGAAGACGCUCAAGCACGCCAUCGUGCACUGGAACAAGGCGGCGGAUCAGGCCAAGUCCCUGAGCCCUCCAUACGACGUCGUCGUGGCGACGGACGUCGUUUACAUAGAGGAGACUGUGGGCCCGCUCGUGUCCACCAUGGAGGCGCUGGUGAAGGACGACGGCGUCGUUUUGCUCGGGUACCAGCUGAGGUCUCCGGAAGCACACCAACUGUUCUGGGAAAUGUGUGAGAGGGUUUUUGUGAUAGAGAAAGUUCCGCACCAGGAUUUGCACCCGGAUUAUGCGUACGAAGAGGCUGAUGUGUUUGUCUUGCGCAAGAAACAAAAAGGAGGGCUGACUCAGGAUGCUGCUCCCGACUCUCUGUGAAUGCAGGUUUUUGGUCUUAGAUUUUGGAGUUUCUUCUUUUGGUUUUUUGUGUUAAAAGUUUGUCAAUGUUUGUGCUGUUUGUUAUGCUGCUUUAAUACUAAAUUAAUUUGUGUCUUUUUGGCUCACUACUUGUAAAUUUGCUUACGAAAUGAUCAAAUCAAAUUUCACCAGUACUU
Molecule: messenger RNA, 915 nt
Organism: Prunus mume (Japanese apricot)
Lineage: Eukaryota; Viridiplantae; Streptophyta; Magnoliopsida; Rosales; Rosaceae
Source: RefSeq, a predicted model, not a curated record